AAAAAAAAAAAAAACAAGCUUUUUGGGGUAGAAGAGACCUGACUUUCCCUCAGGAGGGCCCAGUGGUUUCAAAUUGUGUUGACUGGAUCCCUGUGGUUUCGUGGAAUUGGCUCAGUGGGAGCAAGCAAGUGGGGCUCUGUGGUUGCCCACUUCACUUCAUCCAGAUCAUUUCUACUAUUACAUAUUUUAUUAGGAUUUCUCUUAAUUUUUAUUUUAUGUGUUUUGCAAAACAUUUUUUGUGGAAAAUCACUGCCCUGUUUUACCACUCAAAUUCUGUUCAUCUCAGGCUAAGUUAAUUGUGACUGGACUACCUACCCUCACAUUUCAAAAAGAAGAGCUAUUAGUGAGUUUUGUAGGGUGGCAGGAGAGAUUUGAAGCUUUCUUUCUUGAAAGCCCUUUCUCUUUCCCUCCUUCCCUAUAUCUUUCCUUUUCUCCCCCCACUCAUCUUCUUAGACACAUUUGUUCUGUUUAAGGACCAAAAUUAGUAAGGCUCAGAGCUGCAUAAUCGACUGAUUAAAUUAGUAAUGAGCACUAUAACUUACAGAUGAAACAUUUGUUAAAUUCAUAAUGCUAUCAAAUAAUACAUUUUGAUAACAUUUAAUAAGAUUAUUUUGGGAGACAACCAUAAUCCCAAAAGAUACGGUCCUGAAUGCCAUAAUCUCAAAUGUUGAAAUCCUGAAAAAUCAACAUCCUUAAAGUCUAAAAUCCCCCAAAUCACAAUCCUAAAAGGUCAAAAUCCCAAAAAUGUAUUCUGGAAAAAAUAAUACAUUUUUUAAAAGACACAUAGAUUUUAAAAAGGGGAUUUAUUUGAGAAACAGAUAAAAACAGAAAAAUUCAUAGGCCAUUUUACGCAGUAAAAUAGGCAAUAACAUUUUUGCAAGCAUAGAUACUCAGGUAUACUAACAGUCAUGCAGAUACAACAGUUAAAAGCAGACAAACCAUAUUCAUAAGUCAAAAAGGGAAAUGUAUAAACGCAUAUCACUGUGGUUGGUAAUUGUGUGCACCCAGCUUUAUAACUGCAGUAAUCUGAAAUACCGUGAAAUACCUAAGCCUUGAUGAGAUCGAUAAUCAUCAGUGUGUGUGUGUGUGUGUGUGUGUGUGUGUGUGUGUGUUUCCUAGUGGCCUGAUGUAGACGGUCACAUAAAAAUUUGGACCUUACCAGUAAGUUUUAACGUCUAGAAAGUACUCUGGUAGUGUAAUAGGAGUAAGCAGUAUAUAUAGACUUAAGAAUUAAGCAGGUAAAAGCAGAAUUUUUUACUGUUUUCCAUAGUUAAAGAAUACAUCUGUUUUCAGGGUUGGGAUUGUCUGAGCAUGGUCGUGGUCUGUUUUAGGCCACUGUGCCCUUUUAUAUAUUAUGCUGUUUCUUCGGCCCUCCACUUCCCCAUCCUCCACAAUUUCAUGGUCUUUAUGAUCAUUCAGGCUUCAUCUCUGAAGGCUAAGCAUUCCCUUGUCUCUAGGUCAGAAUGAAUGUCCUCUCAAUUACUCUUAAAGCAUUCUAUGCUAAAAGUGAUGAUGUGUUUACACAGUGUAUUGAAAAUAUUUUGUAUUUGUUUCUUUCCUUCCUGAGGGCCAUACCAUUGGUCCAUUAUCACAUUUCAGUUUAAAUCCCCUCCUUGACAUUCAUAUUCAUGUGGUUUUUUGGUCGUACUUAAAUAUAAGUGAUGAAAUGAAUUUAGCACAUUUCUUAGUUAAUAAUAAGGAUAAUUGUAAUAAUAUUUUAAAAAUUCUCAAUGCCUAUCACAAUGCCUUGUGUAGGUACUGAUAAUACUUAAAUGAACUGCGAAAGGCCCUUUGCUAUAUAUCUGAUUCUGUUGCUGCUUUAAACUACUUUCCACUUCUUGUUUUUUUAAGGAAUAUUUAUGUAAUUUCAUAAUUUUGUGAGUUAGUUGGAAUAUGUUUAAUUAUACCUAUUUUACUGGAUAGAAGAACUUACGUCAGUCUGAGCUACCUGCAUGUUCAAUUAUCAGCAGUUUUAAAAAUGUUUUCUUUUACCGUCAAUAUAAUGCAUGAUGGAAACCACAGCCGAUAGAUUUUAUUCUCUCUUGUGUCAUGCUUGCUUGCUUGCUGAAUCUUAACUAGAGGCAGAGAAACCAUUUAGUGGCAGCCAUUUUAAUAGUCUAGGCACGAGGCACUAAUGUCCUGAACAAGGGGAAUGCCAGAUAGGAGAGAGAAAUGAAUGUAUAGAUGUGUUUAGGAGAGAUCUGUAGGACUUGAUGGUUGAUUGGAUAUGGUUGUGGGAGGGAGGAAGUUGGGUUGUAGUGAAGGGGAGGUAUCAAGGAUGAAUCUCAGGAUUCUGGCUUAAGCAGUUGAGUGAGUGGUGUGUGUUCUCACUGAGAUAGCAAAUAGGAAGACAGGUUUAGGGGAAGGUAAUAGUUUACCUAUAGAUUGGUUGAAUUUGGGGUGCCUGGGGAAAAUCUGAGAGGGAAGAUCUGUGAAGCAGUUUGGAUAUGUUGGGUAAGGCUUAGGAAGGAGGAAAGGGCUGUAAAUACAUAUUUGAUAGUCAUUAGUACACAUGAUUUGAGUUGAAGCUGUAGGAGCGGGUAAGACAGAUGAGGGAGGGAAUAGAUUGCAUACCAUGAGAAAAGAGACCUAGGAGAGACUUUUGAGGAACAUCUUUAUUUUUUUACAGUGGUAGGAGAAGAGCAUCCCACAAAGAAGAAGAAAGAAAUGGAGAAGGAAAAGAAAAUUAAUAGGGAGUAAGAAACCCGGGAGAGUGUAACAAUACAGAAACAGAAGGAAGAGGAUGUUUUCAAAAAGACGGGGGUGUGUUUAGCCACGUCCAAUGGCUUUUACUUUCAUCAGACAGAAUCUUAAUUUUUCUCUCAAGUUCCAUGUAAUAUUUGUUUUAUGGUCAGUUACCAGACUAUUCUUAAAGGAAAAGCUAUACACUUUCAUUGUUUCCAUAGAAUGAAGAAUCAUGAAAUCAUCCACAUUGUUUGAAGUUAUUGUGAGUGCCUCGAAGACCAAGGAACCGUUGAAAUUUCCAAUUUCAGGAAGGAAACCUCGACCUGUCUCCCAGUUGGUUGCACAGCAGGUUACUCAGCAGUUUGUGCCUCCUACACAGUCAAAGAAAGAGAAAAAAGAUAAAGUAGAAAAAGAAAAAAAUGAAAAAGAAACAACUAGCAAAAAGAAUAGCCAUAAGAAAACCAGACCAAGAUUGAAAAAUGUGGAUCGGAGUAGUGCUCAGCAUUUGGAAGUUACAGUUGGAGAUCUGACAGUCAUUAUUACAGACUUUAAGGAGAAAACAAAGUCACCACCUGCAUCUAGUGCUGCUUCUGCAGAUCAACACAGUCAAAGCGGCUCUAGCUCUGAUAACACAGAGAGAGGAAUGUCCAGGUCAUCUUCACCCAGAGGAGAAGCCUCAUCAUUGAAUGGAGAAUCUCAUUAAAGUUUAUUUUCUCCAGUUUCUUAGUCACUUCUGUCCUACCAUGCAAAUACACAGAUUAUGCCAAGAGGUACCACAUUUUCAUGACAAAUACAUUCAUGCACAAUUCAUAAUUUGAGUUUUACAUAAAAUAGAAAUUUGUUAGAAUUUGUUAGAUUUUAUUGCAACUAUGCCUACCAAACAUUUCCAGACUUAACAUUUUGGUCUCUGCAGUUAAGUGCCAUGAAAAUGUGGUUGAAUUAUUCAUUAUGCAGUGUUAUUGGUAAGUGUAUUUUCACUUUUAGUUUAGUGAAUUCUAACACAUAAUUCUUGAAUUCUCUACUAUUGGCAUGUAACGAAUUUAAAUUUUUUAUAACAUAGUGCAAGCUGCCUAAAUAUGUAUUAUUUGAAAAUUGUGAAACAGAUAGUUAUAUGUAUACAAGUCAAAGAUCAACUUAACUAUUGCUGCAACAGGUUUUUCUUAAUGGUUAUCCUCUUAAAUACACCUGCUGGUACUUGGUGUGGUUAAAUAGGAAAAUUGUUAUUAAAUAAAGAAUUUGUAUGAACCUUUGCCAAUGUUUUUGACACGUUUUACUAAUUAUUGUUCCUGAAUUAUGUUUCUGGCUUUAUCCAUAUGUUGAGGUUUUUUUGUUUGCUUAUUUUUCAAAACAUUCAUUUAUUGUAAUGUUUACUAGCAGACUAGUAAACAAUAAAGCAUUGAUUAUUUAGCUUUAUAAUUCAGGUUUAGUGCUAUUGUCAUUGUACACUGGUAUUUUCUGUAUCAUAUAAAACAUUAAAAUUCAAAUAAUUAUAAGCAUUUGGCAAAAACGAGAAAAGAAACUUGCCAUAUUUUACAAGCUGCAAUUUUAGAAAAGCUUUAACUUAAUGAUAGUUUUAUCACUGUUUUCUUGUCCCAAACUUAUCCAGGGCCAUACAUGCAUGAAUCUAAUUAAAACAGAAAUGGGAAUUGUUGCACAGAAAUGGGAAAUAGCUAAUUUUAAAUCAGUCUAAUUGGCCUCUUACUAAAUAUAACAAUUCUUAUGAAAAUCAUAGUACCCUAUUUUCAGACACAACUACCAGUUUACACAUUUCUCAGUAUCCUGAAAGGAAAAAAGUAUAGCCCCACUUAUACUAUGUAAAAUUACCAAUAAAAUAUUUUUAUGACUACAGAUUUUGCCUUUUUGUUUAUGACUAUUAAAGUGUUUUAUUUAGUAUUUAGAAUUUCAACCUGGAAACCACACAGUACUUAAAUUCUCUUGGGGUCUCCUGCUUUCUCUUAACCAUUUGCUUAAUAGAUAUCUACCUAUAGGAGACUUUUGAAUUGUAAAUGGACUUAAAAAUAGAAUGUGGAUACAAAAUAUCACAUAAGACAUCAUGAUAACAUUUGAAGAAAAAAUAAAACUGUAGACCCUAACAGUUGUGAUAUGGUGGUUUCGUGUGGUAAUGUAAUUUUCUGUUUAAUUACAGUACUUUUUACAGGCACAGUGGUACUGUCUUUUUUGUAAGAUGCUAGUUGUGAAAUACAAUUGCAUACAGUAAAAGUCUGUGAUUAAAACAUUUAUAUACCUCA
Messenger RNA from Cercocebus atys (sooty mangabey), 4934 nucleotides. RefSeq names its product YY1 associated factor 2 (gene YAF2). Bases 2918 to 3388 code for a protein of 156 amino acids. Gene Ontology annotation, molecular function: transcription coregulator activity; DNA binding. Gene Ontology annotation, biological process: positive regulation of DNA-templated transcription. Lineage: Eukaryota; Metazoa; Chordata; Mammalia; Primates; Cercopithecidae. Gene Ontology annotation, cellular component: nucleus. The record is from RefSeq and is a predicted model, not a curated record. The transcript has 5 exons.